GAUGCAUGAAACGAUCUCUUCCUUAGCUUGUUCAGUGGAGCAGUGUAUACUGAUGCAGGGGCGGAUCUAGGGGGGUUCAUUGAACCCACAGAUUUUUUUGGAAAAAAUUUAUAAGUUUUAAUUUUUUUUUUUAAAAAAAAAAAGAAAAAGGGUUAAUACAAAUUUCUGUGAGAAUAAUAAUCACAUGGGUAAGUUUGGUGCAUUGGUAAGGCUUUGAAUAAUAGAGCAGCGUGCCCUUUUAAUGUCUUAGGUCUUAGUUUCGACUCCUAUUGCCCUCUUUUUUUGUACUUUUUUUUUAUAUUUUUUUUUCUUUUACUCCUUACAUUCAAAUUUCAGAUUUCAGAAAUCAAACAUCGACAUUUCUUAUUUUCCCCAAAUUCCCAAACACCAAAACCCUAACCUUGACACCCUAUGACCCUAGCCAGUAGCCACUAGCCGUCGCGGCACCGCACACCGAGACACCAACCGGCGACCGGGAGCACUGACGACCUCACGGAGUGACGGAGACACGGACGAGGGACGACUGUUCUGAAUUCAGACUUCAGAGUUCUUCUACAAUUGACUGAGAAAUUGUUUGACAAAAAGGAGAAUGGUCUUGUAAAAUUGUUGUUAGCCAAUAUUUGAGCUUGGCAUUAUUAGAUUUGGAGCCGUAAUACAAGGAAUUGAGAUUUUCUAUAUUAGAAUUUCACCAGAGAUUUUUUAGUGAUUGCUUAAAUAUAUUAUCUGUUGGCUCUAUUUUUCAUUUGGAAUUUUUAUGGUAGUUGUGAGAAGAAACAUUACGCGAAGUCAUCUUGAUUUGACUCAUUUAUUUGAGGCUAAAGGUUGUACAUCAACUAAUUUGGUGGUAAGAAAAAUGACUCCUUUUUUGGGAGCUAUAUACACCAUUGUCUUAGUUGCUCUAUUCACUUUUUCACCUUUAAAAUGCAUAUUUAAGUGUUUGGAUAUAAAAUAUUUAAUCCUAAAGUUUAUAUUAUGUUGAUAUAAAAUAAAUAAAUAAACAUUAAAACAAAUUUAAAGGUAUUCUAUAUGAAAAUAUAUAAUUUCCUUUAACUAUAAAACAUGGUCAAAAUUAAUAAACAUUGACUUUGAAAAGUCAAAUGAAACAACUAUAGAAGAACACAAGACUACAAGAGGAUCUUUAUUAAAACUCAUAGAGCUGAGGUGUGACCCCCAAUAAUUAUCUUAAGAAUUAUUAGAUGUACUAAUGAAUAUAUUGCCUUUAAUAUAUAUUGAUAUAUAAAACUUUAUGUUUCCAUAGUUAGUUAGAUAUCUAUAAUCUUACUAGAGCUGAGGUUAAGGUUUAAAUCUUGACCUUCCAUUCCUUUUGGUCCAAGAUCUGCUAUUGAGAAUGAGAUUAUUUUAUACGUUGAUGAGAUGGACCACUCCUUCUCAAGUUCUCAACAAACCAAGUGAAUGAGAUUAUUUUAUACCUUAGAUUAGUUGGGUGCAUGGUGUACCAGGUUUAUAUAAUUAAUAAAAUUCUCGUAUUGAUAUUAUACCUAGAAUGUAUAGCUUUUUGACAAAAAUCCUAACAUGGAUGGAAUACCAUGCAGAUUAGAGGUGUCUCGGUCUUUAUAUGUAAGUAUAGUACAUCGUAUAUGACGUUAAAAUUUACAAAUAAUAUCUUGUUAAACUCGUAAAUUACAUAUUUUUCUCGCGUCAUAGAUAUAUUUAUGUGCAAUUGUUGAUUUUCUUGAUUUUAAUCUUAAUAUAUAUCAUUAUGUAAUAGAUAGAAUAUAAUUUGUUUAUUCUUAAAGUGUCUGACCCGGCCCGCAAAUACGUACGGACAAAAAAAUCGUGAAGGUUGAAAUACAGUCAGGGUCCUUUUCCUUACCUUUAAAAAUAAAUAGAUAGAAUUUGUAAAAAAUAAUCAAUUAGUAAUAGACAUAAUACUUGGUUAUUUAAUGAUAUUUAACUUGAAGAUAUUUAACUUAAUUAUCUUAUCCUCGUGUCCUACGAUCUAUAGAAUUAUAUCAAAAUUCAUCAAAAAUCUAUCUUCACGUUGCAUGCUUGAUCAAAUUAAAGGUCAACCACCUAAUAUAAAAGUCAAUUGAGGAAGAAUUAUAAGGGUAAAUCUUGAUUAUAGCAAUCAUUAUUUACAUCAAAGUUUUUUAAUUCAUCAACAACGUAACUUUCUUUCUCUAAAUCUCUAACACUACAGCUUUAAUUUCCUUCUCUAAUCUCCAAUAUUCCAAUGGAGAAAAAACCUGGAGAAUCGUUCGAUAACCUUCCACCCGGCUACAGAUUUGAACCCUAUACAAAAGAACUAAUUAAUCAUUAUCUCAAACCCAAGAUCAAUGGCUUUGAUUUGCCCAUGAAUCCCAUACAUGAAAUUGAUCAUAUCAAUGUCUACGGCGGUCCUGAAGAUCUCACUGCCAAAUUCAAACCACAAGGGAAUGGAAAGAAUAAAAAGUGGUAUUUUUUCACAUCAAGAAACAGAAAAUAUAAGAAUGGGAAGCGUCCCGAUCGAACUGCCGGAGACGGGUAUUGGAAGGCUACGGGAAUAGACAAACCAGUCAAGGAUGAUGAUGGUACAUUGAUCGGACACCAAAGAGCUUUGGUGUAUUUCAAAAUAAACCCUAAUAAAAAGAAUAAGGACGACAAGGAUGAGAAGACGCAAUGGCAUAUGCUAGAGUUACGAGUCCGUGAUGAUGAACCCAAAGUAACACCUAAGAGGAAAAGAGAUCAUCAAGAUUGUACGAGUAUGGUGUUGGAUUACGUGAUAUAUAGAAUCCAUCACAAAGAAGUAGCCAAAAAAGAAAAAAAAGCUGUACAAGUUGCAGAAAAUGAAGAAGCAGAAAUACCUAAUACGGAGGCAAACGUUAAUAAUCACGAACAAGAAAUUAACAAUGAGGGAGCCCCAGUUCCUCAUUAUGAUCCAUCCAUUAACAACUACUUAUUAGAUGAUCCAUCCGUUAACAACAACUACUACAACACCAAUAGUAGUUCCAACACCUUCUUUGACACCAACAGCAAUUACCAAUUUUUAGGUUAUGAUUAUGAGUUGGUUAAUAACAACAACCUCAUCGAUGGCUCGAACAUUCAGUGUGACUCCAUCUAUGGUGGUCUUCAGGACCUCGUGCCGGGCUUGAACCUUCCGUGUAACUCCAUCUAUGGUGAUUUCCAGGACCUUGGAUCGGACUCGUACCUCCAGUGUAACUCCAUCUAUGGUGGUGUUCAGGACCUCAUGCCGAGCUCAAACCUUCCGUGUAACUCUAUCUAUGGUGGCCUUCCGGACCUCAUGCCGGACUCGAACCUUCAGUGUAACUCCAUCUACGGUGUUGUUCAAGACCUCGUGCCGGACUCAAACCUUCCGUGUAACUCCAUCUAUGGUGGUCUCGUCCCAGACUCUAGUUCAGUGUAACUCCAUCUACGGUGUUGUUCAAGACCUCGUGCCGGACUCAAACCUUCCGUGUAACUCCAUCUAUGGUGGUCUCGUCCCAGACUCUAGUUCAGUGUAACUCCAUCUAUGGUGGCCCGAUUAUUUUAAGAUUCUAUCGGAUAUAUUUUAGGGCUAAAAUAGGAUAUUUUAAAAUUAUUUUAUGAGUUUUUAUUUUUAUUAUCUAGGAUUCUAUUUUUUCUAUCCUAUACAAAUUAUAUUUAUUUGCAGUUUCGUUAAUAACUUUCAUCCCUUUUGCCGUUUUGUUCCUCUGCGUUGGAACAAGCAGACCUUAAGCUUUAUCAUCAAGCAAGCAAUAUUCUCUUAA
This is a messenger RNA of Chenopodium quinoa (quinoa), 3707 nucleotides long. RefSeq names its product NAC domain-containing protein 68-like. Gene Ontology annotation, biological process: regulation of DNA-templated transcription. Gene Ontology annotation, molecular function: DNA binding. NCBI's taxonomy places the organism in Eukaryota, Viridiplantae, Streptophyta, Magnoliopsida, Caryophyllales, Amaranthaceae. The transcript is spliced from 4 exons. Bases 2195 to 3364 code for a protein of 389 amino acids. The record is from RefSeq and is a predicted model, not a curated record.